Molecule: messenger RNA, 2556 nt
Organism: Knipowitschia caucasica
Lineage: Eukaryota; Metazoa; Chordata; Actinopteri; Gobiiformes; Gobiidae
Source: the annotation of a GenBank genome assembly
AUGGAAAGUGAAGAUGACUUGGACAUUCUGACUGCUCUUUUGGAGGAGAGUGAAGGUGUUGAGGAGCAGCAGCACCAGCAGGACCAGGAUCAGGGCCAGGCCGAUGAUCUGGACAAUCUGUUUGAUGAGGAAAAUGAUGGAGAGGAAUACAAGGAAGAUGCAGAGGAGACAAAAGACCAACUUUCUGAGCUGUUCGGAGACGUGGAGGACGUGGAGGACGUGGAGCAGGAGGAAAACAAGUCCAAAGAGGAUUUACAAGAUGAGCUGAAGAGGAUGCAAGAAGAGAUGCAGAAACUACAGCAGAAACUUGCAAUGAGCCAGAAGGCCUCAUCCAAACCUCCUGUUUCUCCAAAAACUCCAUUACAACAGAAAACUUUAAAACCAAACUCAUCCAAACCAGAUCAAUUGCAGAAAGAGAAAAUGACCAGAAAUACACCCUCUUUACUGAAAAAGGUGCAAGAGUCCUCCGACUUCUCUGAGCAGCUCAAUAAUGCAGAUUCCUUCAAACGGAAACCAAGAGUAGCUCACCAACCCAGUACAUCACCAGAGGGCAGAUGUCCACUAGUAGAGAUUAAGUUGGGAAGUUCUUUUCUCCCCGUGGAAACGACUGCCUCCAAUCCUCUGCGCUCUUCUUCGUUCAACACCAGAGCAGAACCUGGGCCAAGUUUAGGCACCUUUGUGGGUGCGAACAGACCCUCUGCUCUCCCAGUUCUGCCUCAAGAUGUAGCUAUAGAAAAAUACUCUGGUCUCAGACUAAGAAAGCCUCGUGUAUCCUCAACUGAAAUGGAUCGUAGGAUGACGGAUCGACGUUUAAUCCGAUUGUCCCAGGUCCCUGAACGUUUAGCUCGUGAGAAAUUAGAGGACAGUGACUGGGUGACCUUUGCCGUAGUGGUCAGUAAGGCCACACCACAGAGCAGCAGUAGCGGUAAAACUUUCAGUGUCUGGAAGCUGAAUGAUCUUCACAACAUGGAGGUGUUUGUGUCGCUUCUGUUGUUUGGUGAAGUUCAUAAAGAACAUUGGAAAACGGAAACGGGCAGCGUGAUUGGCCUUCUGAACCCAAACCCCAUGAAACAGAAGGAUGGAUAUGACGGGGUGAGUCUGACAGUAGACCACCCUCAGAAAGUGCUGCUGUUGGGUGAAGCUCAAGACUUUGGGACGUGUAAAGGAGUGAAGAAGAAUGGAGAACCCUGCUCACAGAUUGUCAAUAUCUAUGAAUGCCAGUUUUGUCAGUAUCACGUCAAAGCCCAGUACAAGAAGAUGAGCUCAAAGAGGGCGGAGCUGCAGUCGUCGUACUCGGGAAAAGCUCCAAACAAACUCAAAGGAAAAGGAGUAAAUCUGAGAGAGAAACUGUGUCAGAACGGAUUUUACUACGGGGGAGUGUCGUCUGCAGCCUGCGCCGCCUCAAUUGGAGCAUCCAAACCGAACAAAUCGGGGCAGACUACUCUGGACAAACUUUUUAUUAGAGGAUCAGCGCAACAUGUGGCUCAGGCUAAAAGACUUGCCCUGCAGUCUGGGAAUGUUUCUGGAUGCUCUGAUGAGUUCAAAGGUCUGAUGUCUGCACCCACUCCUGGAGCCCUGCAGCUGAAGAAACAUUUAACUCAUAACCAGACAGCAGUGAAAAACACAGAGGGUGUUCCAGUCCAAUCCAUUUCCGCUUCAGAUCUUCUAAAACAGCAGAAGCAAAAGCAGCGCGACCUCCUCACUGCCCGCAGACAACGAAACGCCCUCUUGUCUCCAAAAGGGGCCUCAGAGGUCCCCAAGUGUGUUCAGGGUCCAGCUCUACCCUCCACGUCCUCCACGUCCUCCGCUCCUACCCUGGGACGGGGCUUCUCCGAGGGGGACGACAUCCUCUUCUUUGACAACGGCCCCCUCUCACCCCCAACCCUGACCAGCCCGAGCCUGUCCGCUGCUAAACUUUCCGCCCUGAAGAAGCUGAGGGCCAAAGGGACAGGACUGGAAAAGGAAGAUCCAAAUGCAGUGAAGAGGAAAAGAAGCAGCAGCAAUGACAUCAAUGUACGAGUGGAGAAUAACCGCUCAUCGCCAAAAAGUGGGUCGAGUAAUGAGGAAGAGUCCGCUCAGAAAAAAAGAAAAACGCAGCAGGAAUACAUCGAGUCAGAGGAAUUCCAGAAGAUUCUCAAAGCCAAAUCCAGGCACAAUGCUGUACUGCAGGCUGCCGAGUACCAGCUGCAGGAACGCUACUUUGAUGCUCUGGUGAAGAAGGAGCAGAUGGAGGACAAAAUGAAGGGCAUCAGAGAAAUGAAGUGUCGAGCUGUCACGUGUAAAAACUGUAAAUACACAUACUUUAAGCCGGCGGAUCGCUGCGUGGGGGAGAACCAUGCUCUGAAAUGGCAUGAUGCAGUCAAACGCUUUUUCAAAUGCCCCUGUGGUCAGAGGUCCAUCGCUCUGGACAGGCUGCCCAACAAGCACUGCAGCAACUGUGGCCUCUUCAAAUGGGAGCGCGAUGGGAUGUUCAAGGAGAAAUCGGGUCCUAAAAUUGGCGGAGAGCUACUUUUACCUCGAGGAGAAGAACAUGGCAAGUUCCUCAACAGCAAGUGA